UCCCAGCAUUAGGUGUCACAGACUCAGGAUGAACGGCAGCACUGUGACCGAGUUCGUAAUCCUGGGCCUCACACAGAGGCCCGAGCUGCAGCGCGUCCUCUUCUUGUUCUUCCUCGGCCUCUACCUGGUGGCUUUCCUCGGCAACAUACUCAUCGUGGUGGCCAUCGUGCUCCACAGUCCCCUGCACACGCCCAUGUACCUGCUCCUCCUGGCACUGGCCACCGUGGACAUCAUCUGCACCACCACCAUCCUCCCCAAGAUGCUGGCGGCCAUGCUGCCAUCUGGACAGGCCAUCUCCUACGGGGGUUGCAUGGCCCAGCUCUUCCUCUUCACCUGGUCGCUGGGCGCGGAGAUGGUGCUCUUCACCACCAUGGCCUAUGACCGCUACGUGGCCAUCUGCUUCCCCCUGCGCUACCAUGCUAUCAUGAACCGCACCACCUGCGCAGCCUUGUUGGGGCUGGUGGCCACCAUUGCCCUCACCAACUCCUGCGUCCACACCGGCCUCAUCCUCAGGCUGCACUUUUGUGGGCCCAACGCCGUUGACCACUUCUUCUGCGAGAUCCCCCCGCUGUUGGCCUUGUCCUGCAGCCCCGUGAGGGUCAAUGAGGUGAUGGUGUACGUGGCGGACAUCACACUGGCCGUGGGCGACUUCUCGCUCACCUGCCUCUCUUAUGGCUUCAUCCUGGCUGCCAUCCUGCGCAUCCGCAGUGCCCAGGGCAAGCGAAAGGCCUUCUCCACCUGCUCGUCGCACCUGUUUGUGGUGAUGCUCUACUACACACCCGUCAUCUACACCUACAUCCGCCCUGCCACUGCCUACUCCUUUUCUCGUGACAAGAUCGUGGCGGCGCUCUACACCCUGGUGACUCCCACCCUCAACCCCAUCGUGUACAGUUUCCGGAACAAGGAGAUGCAGGACGGGAUCCGUAAAGUUUUUGCAUUUCUGAAGCAUUAG
Messenger RNA from Suncus etruscus (white-toothed pygmy shrew), 952 nucleotides. Its product is annotated as olfactory receptor 13G1. The record is from RefSeq and is a predicted model, not a curated record. Bases 29 to 952 code for a protein of 307 amino acids. Gene Ontology annotation, molecular function: olfactory receptor activity; G protein-coupled receptor activity. The transcript has 2 exons. Gene Ontology annotation, biological process: G protein-coupled receptor signaling pathway. Gene Ontology annotation, cellular component: membrane. NCBI's taxonomy places the organism in Eukaryota, Metazoa, Chordata, Mammalia, Eulipotyphla, Soricidae.